CGCAUGAUUCUUCAACCAACCUUCAAGAAGAACUGCCCAGCACACCUCAAAAUUAGGAAGAUAAAAAUAUACCCUAAUUAUAAAUUUGCUAAUGAUGAUUCAAUCUCUAACUGGGAACGGAAGCUAAGUGUAAAGAAGCCUGAUAUAACUGAUCAGGGAUAUUUUCCUAUUGAUAAAAAUAUCAGAAAUCACAUCUACAUUGCGAAAUCAUUAAAUAGGCACAGUAAGGUAGAUCAGGAAAAUUUCUUGGAAAAGGUGAAAGAGUGGGAGUUGGAAACCACUGAUAGAUUCUUGUUUCGCCCUAGCACUACCAAAGUUGAAAAUGGUUUAAGUAAGAAAGAAGGUGGUAACACUUUGCUGUAUUGUCACCAAACAGAUUGGCAACGAAGGUUACUUGGUCGUUAUGGACAGAUUGUUUUACUGGAUGCAACCUAUAAAACAAUGAAAUAUGCACUCCCCUUAUUCUUUCUGUGUGUGAAGACCAAUCAUUCGUACAUUGUCAUUGGAGAGUUUGUGAUUGAGGACGAAACAAUUGAAAAUAUUGCAGAAGCCCUGAGGAUUUUUAGAGAUUGGAAUCCGGAAGUUCAUCCCAAUUUUUUUAUGAUGGACUACUCGUUAGCUGAGAUUGGUGCAUGUGAGUGCCCUGAUUGGGAUAAAUAUAGGUACCCUUGCAAGCAUUUUCUGGCGAUAUUCAGACUUUAUCCGACUUGGAAUUUUUCAAAGUUGCCAGAGUCUUACAGGUGUAGCCCUUUCAUUAUCUUAGAUGCCUGUCCAACACAAGAAACAACCAUAGAAUAA
Messenger RNA from Patella vulgata (common limpet), 798 nucleotides. RefSeq lists its product as uncharacterized. NCBI's taxonomy places the organism in Eukaryota, Metazoa, Mollusca, Gastropoda, Patellidae. Gene Ontology annotation, molecular function: zinc ion binding. The record is from RefSeq and is a predicted model, not a curated record. The annotation marks the transcript as partial. The transcript has 4 exons.